Messenger RNA from Rhineura floridana, 7128 nucleotides. RefSeq names its product desmoglein-1-beta-like. Gene Ontology annotation, cellular component: plasma membrane; desmosome. The transcript is spliced from 17 exons. The record is from RefSeq and is a predicted model, not a curated record. Gene Ontology annotation, molecular function: calcium ion binding. NCBI's taxonomy places the organism in Eukaryota, Metazoa, Chordata, Lepidosauria, Squamata, Rhineuridae. The coding region runs from base 319 to 3843 and encodes 1174 amino acids. Gene Ontology annotation, biological process: homophilic cell-cell adhesion.
AUCUUCAGUGCUCCCUUCUGAGACUCCUCCAAAGCCUGAGAGAAAGAACAUCUACGCAGUGUCUUUUUACAGGCACUGCCAUAAGGGGUGGGGGGAAGGGUAUAGCCAUCUGGAGGGUUAUCUUCCCUUGCUUGGACCUAAGAGACAACAGAUGCAAUGGAUUGGCUUCCUUACAGAACAGCUGCUGUACUGUUCAUUUUAAUGCUCUGUUCACAGCAAUACCUUGCUUGACUUCAAAGAGAGCAGGCUCAACCCCUAAAAUGAACAGCACUGGGAAACAGAACAAAUCAGGAAUUAAGGGCAUGUUCAGUCAUUUGGAUGCAAGUAUUCCUGGAGUUCAGCACUGGUGCUUUUCAUGUUAAGGUGAGAGAAUGGAAUGAAAAAGGCGUGGAGAGUCGGAAAACCCAUUGGAGGCAGAAACGAGAAUGGAUUAAAUUUGCUGCAGCCUGUAGAGAAGGAGAAGAUAAUUCAAAGAGAAAUCCAAUUGCAAGGGUCCGAUCUGAUUGUGAAGAAACUCAAUCAAUUAUAUACAGAAUCACUGGAGUAGGGAUUGAUCAGCAUCCUUUUGGAGUAUUUGUCAUUAAUCAAAAGACUGGUGAAAUUAAUAUAACAAAAAUAGUAGAUCGAGAGGAGACUCCAGUAUUUGUUAUUAAGUGCCUUGCUAUAAAUGUGGUGACUGGGCAAUCAGUGGAAACUCCACUUGACCUUCGAGUUCGGAUUCUGGAUAUAAAUGACAAUGCGCCAGUAUUUACACAAACAGUGUUUGCAGGGUCAAUUACAGAGAGUAGCAUGGAGAGCACAUUAGUGAUGAAAUUAACUGCUACAGAUGCAGAUGAGCCAAAUAACCUGAAUUCCAAAAUUGCCUACAAGAUUGUGAGUCAAAAUCCUGGAGGUCCAUCAAAGUUUAUUUUGAACAAACAGACCGGAGAACUUCACAUUGCAAAUAUCCUUGACAGAGAGGAACAUGGAAGCUACAGUCUGGUUGUGAAAGGCACAGACAGGGAUGGAGGUCCCGAUGGAAUAUCAUCUGAAUGUUUGUGUGAGGUUACUGUAAUUGACGUAAAUGAUAACUUUCCAACUCUUUCACAGAGCUCGUAUUCAGUUACCAUUGUAGAAAAUUCACUCAGCCAAGAGUUGAUGAGGAUACAAGUUUUUGAUGCAGAUCAAGAGUUUACAGAUAAUUGGUUUGCAGAAUUUUAUUUUAUUUCUGGAAAUGAAAACAACAAUUUUGAAAUAGUACUAGACCAAACAACUAAUGAGGGUAUCCUGAGAUGCAUAAAGGAAAUUGAUUAUGAACAAUUUUCAAGCAUAUCACUGAGUAUUGGUGUGCGAAAUGUAGCUCCUUUCCACAUUUCAGUGGCUUCUCAAUAUCAAACUCAGGGUACCCCAAUUAUAGUACAAGUAACCAAUGUACUAGAAGGACCAGUAUUUAAUCCAUCUACACUGCAAGCAACUGCAUCUGAAAGUUUGACAAGUGAAACUAUACUCACGUAUACAGUUGGAACAUUCCAGGCCAUGGACCAGGAUUCUGGAAGAGUUGCCACUAAUGUCCGCUAUGUGAUGGGGCUUGAUCCAGCUGCCUGGUUUCGAGUCAACCCAACAACUGGCGAAAUCACUUUUAGUAAAGUGAUUGAUCGGGAGUCAAUCUAUGUAGUUAAUGGGGUAUAUACUGCAGAGCUGCUAGCUAUUACUAAAGACAGUCCUUUCACAACAGCGACUGGCACCAUUGUGCUUACUAUUCAAGAUAUCAAUGAUAACUGCCCAACUGUAACAAAUGAAAUCAGAAAAGUAUGUACUGACAGUCCGACAGCAGUAAUCACAGCUAAAGAUCUAGAUGGACCACCAUAUGGAGCACCUUUCAAAUUUACAAUAGUGGCUCAGUCUCCAGGAAGUUCAUGGAAUAUCAGAAGAGUGAAUGAUACCUCAGCAGCACUGUUCUCCCAGAAUAUAGAGUUUGUAAUUCACGAGGUCCAAGUUAAAGUGUUCGACAACAGUGACAGAAGCUGUGAUAGGCCAUUGAUAAUUCCUUUGCAAGCCUGUCACUGUGACACUAGUAGGAUAUGUGUCAAUUCUGCUACGCGAAGAAUCACUGUUACUGUUAUUAGUGGUGGUGGGACAGGAGGUGGCGGAGGAAUCGGUGAGGGACAAACUGGUGGGACAGGAGGAGGAAAGGAUGGAACAGGAGGAACAGGUGGUGGGACUAGUGGUGGCGGUUCACAAUGGGGCACUGGUGAUGGUGGUUCACAAUGGGGCACUGGUGAUGGUGGUUCACAAUGGGGCACUGGUGAUGGUGGUUCACAAUGGGGCACUGGUGGUGGUAGUUCACCAUGGGGCACUGGUGGUGAUAUUAAUGGUGAAACUGGAGUUGACAAUGGUUAUGGAUGGAACAGAAACAAUGGAGAACUUGCACUUAGUCCUGCUGCCAUUGCCCUGAUGAUUCUUGGAGGACUAAUAUUUGUGUUGGUUCCAAUUCUGAUGUCACAGAGUGGCUGUUGUGGCUAUUUUGGAUCUGGCCCUGUUGGUGGAGUUGGGGCUGGAUUUGAGCCUGUGCCUGAAUGCACAGAAGGAGGCAUUCAUUCAUGGGGAAUUGAAGGAGCACAGCCUGAAGACCGGGAUGUGUCAAAUAUUUGUGUGCCCGUAACAGCUGCAGGCUAUGGUGACUCCUCAGAUAUCUACAACACAAAGUAUGGAGAAGGAGGUGUGGUGAGUUCAGGAGUUGAAGAAACAACAGGACUUGGAGCAGUUAAAGGCUAUGGGACAACUGCAGGCUAUGGAACAACUACAGGCUAUGGAACAACUACAGGCUAUGGAACAACAGGAAGAAAAGAAACCUUUGGAGGGACAAUAAAAGAAUACAGAGAGAGUGGAGUGAAUAUGGCUUUCUUAGACAGUUACUUUUCUGAGAAAGCGUUUGCGUAUGCCGAUGAAGACGAAGGCAGACCUGCAAAUGACUGUCUCCUGAUAUAUGAUCAUGAGGGUAUAGGCACUCCUGUUGGUUCCAUUGGCUGUUGCAGUUUUAUUGGUGAUGAUCUGGAUGAGACCUAUCUUGAUACAUUGGGACCUAAGUUUAAGACUUUGGCAGAAAUCUGCUUGGGUGUAGCAAUUGAGUCAUUCCCAGAUCCUAGCGCACUUCUGCCCAUUUCUGACAUUGAUAUAAAUCUGCCACCACCUGGAACUACCAUUGUUGUUAAUACUUCUUCAUUGCCUCCACCUACUGCUGUUGGUGGCACAACGGUUGUUACUGAAAACACCUACACAACUACUUCUGCUGUACAGCCUCUGAGGCCUAUACCUGACCCUGUGCUCCAUGGUAAUGUAGUGGUGACUGAAACGUAUACAUCCGGGUCAACAAUGAAACCUCCCACAAUUAAUGUUGAUCCUCUGUGUGCAUCAAAUGUUGUGGUAUCAGAAAGGGUGCUUGCUCCUGCCUCAUUCACUGAUAUGCAUGGCAUGAUAGAUAUUCCUGAGCUACCAGAUGGGUCUAAUGUGGUGGUCACAGAAAGGGUAAUUGCUCCAAAUUCAAGGAUACCCGCUUCCAUGAGCAUUCCUGAUCUGGCUGAUGGGUCAAAUGUAGUGGUGACAGAAAGAGUGAUUCGACCGGCCACAAGCAUUCAGGGCAAUUUGACCAUUCCUUCUGAAUUAUCAAGUGCACGCAAUGUGGUUGUUACAGAAAGAGUGAUGUCAGGGGCAGGAAUGAGCAGUGGCGUUGGUGGUCUAGGUGGCAUCACAGGUCAAAUGCUUGGUUCUGAUAAUCUCCAUAACCAAACAAUAGGAACUGCCUCUCCUGGUACAAGUCGAAGACGGGUGACAAAGUACAGCACUGUACAGUAUUCUAAUCAGUAAGGCUUCUUGCGAUUGCAUAUAGUUGCAAAGCUCCCAAUUUUUUUUAGAUUUGCCACUGAACAAUUUUUUAUUAUUUAUAUAUAGCAAAUCACAUUAGGGGAAAAAACAAAUGAUUCUUGCUUGAAAAAGAAUUUCUUAAAACUAUGCAGCCCCAAAAGGAAAUGUGGAGGCACUGCCAAUAUAGGACAACUCUGGUACAUUUCCCCCCCAACAGGAUAGUGAUUAUAAUGCAGAAACCAUUGGUGCAGCCUUUUAAUACAUCCUUGGUGUGUGAAGAGCAUUAUUGGUCCAUCACAGUGCCUUCCUACAGUCAUUUACUGAAAGUGUUCUGUAUUUGAAUGCCACAAUAUUAUUAUUAUUUUAUCUUUGCUGGCAUGGGAAGGAAAUGGAACUGUGCUCAAGGUGGCUUUUAGGAACAGCCUGAUACACUCACUCAGUUUUGAAAUUGCUUGCCAUAUUUUUAUAGUGCUUGCCCAGAAUUUCUUCUAAGUAAUAACUCCAUUAUGUAACUCAUAAUUCAGUUACUUACUAAAGCUCUUUAGUUGGCAAACAGAAGGGAGCAAGAUAUCAAAGUCUGAUCAGAGUGUGGAAAAGAGGGGAAAAUGCACUAAUUUCCAUAUGACUGACUGAUGUCACAAGCAGUCAACAUAGCAGCGUAUUGUCAUAUAGGGGCAAUACACUGCUCUAAAAAUAGAGGAUUCCAGGUCAAAUUAUUACAGGUCACUGCAAUAUUGAUGAAUGAUUUGUGUGUGCUUACAUUUAAGUCCUGGUUGCACAUCAUCAGAUCUCAGAACAUAUGACCAGUCUUUAGGAACUUCAAUAUGAUGGAAGAUAUUCUUCCCAGCUAGCUAGAGAGACUACUCGGGUCAUGAAAGAAUGACCUUUAUUACAGCAGUUAUUAGCAGUCUAGCUUACUAUGAAGUUUACACUACAUGGUGUACUGGCAGAAAAGAAAAACCUACUUGGGACUGAUGAAAAAAUUGUUAUCAAAUCAAGAACACAGGUGACAGAUAAUACAGGAAUGACUGAGGGAAUGCACUGUAUUAUAUUUUGAAAGUAAGUCUAAAUUUUGAAAGGUUUCUCUCAAAAGAAACGUGCUCUGAUAAAUCUGUAUUUCCACAAAAACCUACAAUCUCUGACUAUACAUUUGCUAUUAAAUUUUACAUGCUGCUGCAAACCCCUAAGGCUGAAAUCCUAUGCAUAGGAGUAAGUCCCAUUGAAGCAUGGAUUACUUAUGGAAUAAACUUGGGAUUGCACUGCUAAACGAAUCGUUUUUAUGUUUAUUGUGCUUUCAUGGAAGCUUACAUGCACAUAAAGCUAGGUCUAAUAAAAUACUGAAAAUCUAGACUACAUUGGCCAGGAUGCAAAGAGCUUCUUGAAGCAGGCCCAAGGUAGCUUUUUCUUCUUUGAACAGCAGAUCCUUAUGCUAUCUCACAAACUGACAAACAAUUGCCUAUUGAUAUAUGACCAUGAAGGUAAAGACACAUAUCUUGGUUCCAUUGACAGUUAUAUAUCUGUUGGAGAUGAUCUGUCAUCAGUUUCCAAAAGAGUGUGUCAUGUGGCAUAGGGUGCUGCUGUUUGAGGGACACGAGACAAAAUUCUCACUGGGCAUGCAAAAGCAUUGUCAUAGCUCUUUCGGUCCUGGCUUACAUGCUUUAGUUAUGUACCAUAUGUAAACUAAAAGUAACUGCAGUGUUGAUAACAUGCGCUGUAGUGUAAAUACAUUCGCUAUUCACCAAGAUUGUGUUUUUUUUUAUCACAUUAUAAGAUUCUAUUCUAUUCUCUUUACCUUAUAUGUGCCCCGUUGUUUUUAGCAGACAUCUAUAAAAAUUUAAGGACCUUAGUUCUUAUGGCUACUUAAGAUUGUUCCCGAUGUUCCAUUCCCAUCAGUUUUUAAAAUGCAUGUAGAACAGCAGCCAGAAAAUGACUGUAGAAAUGCAGGAACAUUUCUAGCAAAGCUACUGUAAUCUUAUCUGGCCCUCACACUUGACUUUUCUUUUGUUACAAUGGUGUUCCCCUUCAGCCAUUGUCUGGCUACUUCUCAGCAUACAUUUUUAAAACAUCAGGAGCACACCUUAGUUUCUCUUCAUAUUUCUUUGGAUCUAUUCAGUUUCAGUGGCUUGAAGCACUACAAGGGCAUAUCUAUGCUACAAAUUUUAGACCAGUUUAUCUGUAAUGGUUUCACCCCAAAACUCCAGGGAAUUAUAGUUUGAUGGAUGUGUUGAAAAUUCACUGUUGGAGUUCUCUAGCCUCCAUCACAGAACUAUUAUUCUAAGGAUUCCCUGUACUUAUGUAACUAGAUCAGCUAGAAUGCUAUAUGUGGUCAUUGUGUGUGCAACUAUGCUCAGUGUCAGAUACAAUCACCAUGGUUACUAUUCUAGUUUUGCAUAUUUCACUUGUAAAAGAUUCUCCCAUUAUAUCCAAAUCACAUUUAUAUAGUAUUUAAAAGCUUUACUUGGCUAUCAAUUUCAAUAUGAUUAUGGUUACUUAUAAAUGUUAAUAACCAUUGCUGUUGAGCAGUUGUCACUCAAAUCGAGCAGCACAAUUGUUCUCAUGAGAAAGUCCUGCACAGUGUGAAAAAGAGUAGCUUCCUUUUUCAGGGAAUGGGGGAGGAGGUUUUCUGAUUUGGUUUUACAAGCUAAACUUCAAAGCAAAACUUUCUAUUUCAUGUGUCAGUCAAUGACAAGACCCGCCAGUAAAAAACAAUCUUCCCCAACUAUGUAUCAUGCAAACACUAUAUAAUAAACAUUAGUAUAUAACUUUUUUAAAAAAUGUACUUCCUUAGCCAAAACAUUUUAAGCUGGUCUAAAUAUUUAUUUCCAUAAAAUUGCAUGGCUGUAAUUAGCAGAGUCACUUUACACUGUAUUCUUCUCUUUAAUCUUAUGAAUUUUAUAUUUGAACUAAUAUCUGGGAAUAAAAAGAAUCCCAAUACAAAAACUUAACUUUUUUUCAAUGAAAGUUUUUUUUUGAAGUAUACUUACUGUCUUUGGUAUGAUGCACUGAUACGCUUUAUACUGUUUAAUACUUAGCAAACAUAGGCUUUAAUACUUGCUUUUCCACUUAUCAACUAGCAAUAACUCUGCCCUUCAAGUUGUAUACCAAAAGCAUUUCUGAGUAAUGACCCUCAUAGCUGUUUUCUGUUGUGAUCUUUAAAAAAAAAAGAAUUGCUUUGUUUGUGAGUGAACUAUUGACUGUAUGCAGUUACAAUAAAUUGGUAAACAAGCUUAUAUUUGAAGAUGUAAAAUACUGUUCAGUUUAAUAAAAACUUCUGCCCAAAAUAUCUUG